AUGGGGUUGUUGUCUCUGUUUCAAAGCGGAAUUCUGAAGAAGCUUCCAAGGAGGAGGCCAGGUGGUCUUCUUGAGCGGUUGUUGUCGAGCCAAAUAGCCCAGACUCCGUAUCUAUACCUUAACGAGGAGACUGUGUCAUUGAUCUAUGGCGAUACAGAGUGGGAUCUGGCUGGCAGGGUGGUAGAUACCAAACUAUUCGACCCGAGGAAGGAGGAGACGGUCACUUUGCCAAACCAGGUUGAAUCCUCUGAAGAACUCUUGGGAUCACAACCUAUAGGAUCCUCCCGUGGAUGGUUAGCUCUUCUUACAAAAGGACCAGACAAUGAAUCCCUUCCUAUACUUCUUCUUACAAAGAAGGUGGUAGACUGUGACAACCACCUAUACACACGCCUUCCUUCCUUGCCUUGUUGUGAUAGUGAGAGUAUCUUGAACGUGUCUCUCUCUUCUUCCUCCCCUGAGGAUGAUGAUGACUGCAUCAUGGCUGUGAAGUUUCUUGGACCUCGUUUCAGUUUCUGCAGGCCUGCUCUUGGGGAGGAAGCCAAAUGGACCCAUGUCUAUUUGCGUGCUAACCAAUUUGACACCUCCAGCAUGGUCUACUCCAAUAGGCACCGGAAGUUUUGUAUGACGACUCAGGGAAGUCACUAUUUGGCCGCUUGGGAUCUACACACUUACCCUCCUGUUACCACCAACUACAACAAUUCUUGGUUAACCCCGCUCCGUCUGUCUAAUUAAUCGGAUUUCACUCACUCACUCG
This is a messenger RNA of Eruca vesicaria subsp. sativa (arugula), 754 nucleotides long. The record is from the annotation of a GenBank genome assembly. NCBI's taxonomy places the organism in Eukaryota, Viridiplantae, Streptophyta, Magnoliopsida, Brassicales, Brassicaceae.